AUGGCGAGACUCUACGUCAAGCCUGCGAGAGAUGUAAAAAGCUACCCAGAGAUUGCCCACAUCACUGUUAGACUGAUGAAGUCCUGGAAUGUUAGACCUAAUGGGGCACUCCCAAGUGAUACUCAUAAGAAUCCAAUUGAACAAGUUCAAGCAAUUAAUCUAAGAAGUGAGAAAGCAUUGGAGGAGGUGCCACCUAAAAAGUAUGCGUCUAAAGAAGUUUUUGAAAGAUUGGUACCUCAACCAAAGGUAGAAGUUGAAAAGAAAGAUAAUAAACAUAGGCAGGGAAUAAAGGUAAGGCCACCACUGCCUUUUCUUCAAUGGUUGCAAAAGUCGAAAGAUGAGUCCAAGUAUAAAACGUUCUUAUAUAUCUUGAGCCAGGUGCGGAUGAAUUUACCUUUGAUAGAGGUGCUGCAAGAAGUUCCUAGAUAUGCCAAAUACUUGAGAGAUAUUGUGGCCAACAAAAGAAGGUUGACAGAGUUUGAAACGGUUGCACUUACUAAGGAGUGCAGUGCUAGAGUACAAAGUAAUAUCCCGCUUAAGUUGAAAGAUCUAGGUUGUUUUACAAUUCCCUUGGUGAUUGGAAAAUAUAAGGUUGGUAGAGCCUUGUGUGAUCUGGGAGCGAGAAUUUAUUUGAUGCCACUAUCAGUAUUCAAGCAGUUUGAAUUGGGAACACCUAGGCCUACUACUAUAACUCUACAGCUAAUAGAUCGGUCAUUAGCAGUGCUUGAAUGA
Nicotiana tabacum (common tobacco) is the source of this 732-nucleotide messenger RNA. Lineage: Eukaryota; Viridiplantae; Streptophyta; Magnoliopsida; Solanales; Solanaceae. The record is from RefSeq and is a predicted model, not a curated record.